CAGACAGGGAGACAACAGAGCCAUUUUGACAGCUCUUGGAGUAAGAAGAAGCGGGCGAGCAUCACUAAAAACCGACCGGCCACGUAUAAAGCAAGGCAGGGCAGAGAGGGCGGGAGGGUCGCUGGGUGAAAGACACGGUCGUCCUCUGCUCUCCCAGUUUUCAUGGGGAGGAGAGGCUGUUAGCUGGGGGCAGUGCCAGACCCGGAGGAGACCAGAGGAGGUGGAAGGAUAUUAAAACCAAGAUAAGCACGACAAACACGGUCUCAGCACAGGAGGAAGACGGUUUUUGACCCUGCGGAGACCUAAAGAAGGCACCCAGAGGUGCUAGGAAGACAGCACCAUGGCAGGGGCCUCUGUGAAGGUGGCGGUGCGUGUCCGCCCCUUCAAUUCAAGGGAGAUCGGAAAAGAGAGCAAGUGCAUCAUUCAGAUGACUGGAAACACCACCACCAUCAUCAACCCCAAGCAGGCCAAAGACAACAAGAGCUUCAACUUUGAUUACUCCUACUGGUCCCACACCACGCCCGAGGAUGCCAACUAUGCCUCUCAGAUGCUGGUGUAUAAAGACAUCGGCGAGGAGAUGCUGCUGCACGCCUUCGAGGGCUACAACGUCUGCAUAUUUGCUUAUGGUCAGACAGGCGCUGGAAAGUCCUACACCAUGAUGGGGAAGCAGGAUGUCAAGGAUCAGCAAGGAAUCAUCCCCCUGCUCUGUGAAGAUCUUUUCACCAAAAUUAUUGACAAUAUAGACAACAGCAUGUCUUACUCUGUUGAGGUUAGCUACAUGGAAAUCUACUGUGAGCGUGUGCGGGACUUGCUGAACCCUAAAAACAAAGGGAACCUGCGUGUUCGAGAACAUCCUCUGAUGGGACCUUACGUGGAGGAUCUGUCGAAGCUUGCUGUCACCUCCUACAACGACAUCCAGGACCUGAUGGACUCGGGCAACAAGGCCAGGACUGUGGCUGCUACCAACAUGAAUGAGACCAGCAGUCGCUCGCAUGCCGUCUUUAACAUCAUAUUCACUCAGAAACGCCUCGAUGCUGAGACUGAUAACACCACUGAGAAGGUCAGCAAGAUAAGUUUGGUGGAUUUGGCGGGCAGUGAGAGGGCAGAUUCGACUGGAGCAAAAGGCACCAGGCUUAAGGAAGGAGCGAAUAUCAACAAAUCUCUAACCACACUGGGGAAAGUCAUCUCUGCGUUGGCAGAAGUGGACUCUGGGUCGAAUAAGAAUAAAAAGAAGAAGAAAGUAGAAAGCCAUAUCCCCUACAGAGAUUCAGUCUUGACCUGGCUCCUCAGAGAAAAUCUGGGGGGGAAUUCUCGCACUGCAAUGGUCGCUGCCCUGAGUCCAGCAGACAUCAACUACGACGAGACCCUCAGCACACUCAGGUAUGCAGACAGAGCCAAACAGAUCCGCUGUAACGCCGUGAUCAAUGAGGAUCCCAACAACCGAUUAGUGCGCGAGCUGAAGGAGGAGGUGUCACGUCUGAAAGAUCUCCUCUACGCCCAGGGCCUGGGUGACAUCAUUGAGAAGUAUCGAGCGUCUGAUGCUGAGAUCGAGGGUUUGAAAUACCUAUCCGAUUACAAGAACAAUAACAAAAAAGGCCAAGCAGUGAAUCAAAGGGAUGAUCUCUCCACAGUGACCAACGCCAUGACGGGCAUGAGUCCCUCUCCGUCUCUCUCAGCCUUGUCCAGCCGAGCCGGAUCCAUCGCCAGUCUGCAUGACCGCAUCAUGUUCAGCCCAGGCAGCGAGGAGGCCAUCGAGAGGCUGAAGGAAACAGAGAAAAUCAUUGCUGAACUCAAUGAGACCUGGGAGGAGAAACUUCGUCGAACAGAGGCGAUUAGAAUGGAAAGAGAGGCCUUGCUUGCAGAAAUGGGUGUGGCAAUGCGAGAAGAUGGUGGGACACUUGGUGUUUUCUCUCCCAAGAAGACUCCUCAUCUUGUGAACCUGAAUGAGGAUCCUCUGAUGUCUGAGUGCCUGCUCUACUACAUUAAAGACGGGAUUACCAGGGUGGGUCGUUUGGAUGCCAGCAGUCGUCAGGACAUCGUCCUCAGCGGUCACUUCAUCAAAGACGAGCACUGCACUUUCACUAGCGCUACAGGUCCUAUGGGAGAAACAGUCGUCCUCGAGCCCUGUGAAGGAGCAGAGACUUAUGUGAAUGGAAAGAGGGUGACAGAGCUCACCAUCCUCAAAUCAGGAAAUCGCAUCAUCCUGGGUAAGAGCCAUGUGUUCAGGUUUAACCACCCAGUGCAGGCGAGGGCGGAGAGGGAGAGGACCCCGUGUGCAGAAACUCCCUCUGAGCCCGUGGACUGGGCCUUCGCUCAGAGGGAGCUGCUGGACAAACAGGGCAUUGACAUGAAACAGGAAAUGGAGCAGAGGCUGCAGGAGCUGGAGGAGCAGUAUCGCAAAGAAAGAGAGGAGACCAACAACCUUCUGGAGCAACAAAGACUGGAUUAUGAGAGCAAGCUGGAGGCUCUUCAGAAGCAAGUGGACCGUUACUACCCAGACGUCCCUGAAGAAGAGGAAGAGCCAGAAGAGGAAGUGCAAUGGACAGAGAAGGAGAGAGAGCUGGCUGUGUGGAGUUUCCGCAAGUGGCGGAGCUAUCAGUUCACCUCUCUGCGUGAUCUGUUGUGGGGAAACGCCAUAUUCCUCAAGGAGGCCAAUGCCAUCAGCGUGGAAUUAAAGAAAAAGGUCCAGUUCCAGUUCAUCCUGCUCACAGACACUCUGUACUCCCCCCUGCCUCCAGACCUGCUGCCUCCAGAGGCCACUAAAGACAGAGACGUACGACACUUCCCACGCACCAUUGUGGCUGUGGAGGUGCAGGAUCAGAAAAAUGGAGCCACCCACUACUGGACAUUAGAAAAACUGAGGCAGAGGCUCGAUCUCAUGAGAGACAUGUAUGAUCGUGCGGCUGAUGUGCCGCACAACACGACUGAAGACACUGAAAAUGUGAUGACCGGAGGAGACCCCUUCUACGACCGCUUCCCCUGGUUCCGUCUGGUUGGCAGAAACCCUCUUUUCAACACAUGCAUGAGCGAGCGCAUGAGUGACCCCACCCCACCCUCGUCCCUCUCCAACUCUGAAAUUACUGAGCUGGCCGACGCUCAGCGCGAGGGUCGAGGGGAGGCGGAGGAGUUGGAAGAGUUGGAGGACCUGGACGAUGAUAUCUUUUUGGAGGACCCGUGCUUGGAGCUCGGGGCAGAUGAUGAUGAGGAUGAUGUUGAUGAUGAUGAUGAUGAUGAGGGAGAGCUCUGCCGAGGCUCCAGCGAAGGCCAGGAUCCCUUUUACGACCGCACACCUAUAUUCAGUGUAGUGGGAAGGGCUUUUGUGUAUCUGAGCAACCUGCUGUACCCGGUUCCUCUGGUCCACCGCGUGGCCAUCGUCAGCGAGAAGGGAGAAGUGAAGGGCUUCCUCCGUGUGGCGGUGCAGGCCAUAUCAGCUGAUGAGGAAGCUCCUGACUACGGCUCAGGAGUGAGGCAGUCCGGUACUGCCAAAAUCUCUUUUGAGGAUCAUCAAUAUGAAAAGUUCCAGUCUGAGACCUGCUCUGUAGGUCUGUCGCGUUCUGGGGUCUCCCAGGAGGAGCUUCGUAUUGUGGAAGGGGAGGGGCAGAACUCAGAAAUGGGUCCCUCAGCUGAUGAGGUUAACAACAACACAUCCGGUGCAGACGAGCCUGAGAAUCCGCUGAAGGCCGCUCUGGAUGGGGCAUCUGAAUCCGCUCUGGAGCAUCUGAAGAUCGGUAACGUUUUCACCUUCAGGGUGACCGUCCUGCAGGCCUCCAGCAUCUCUGCAGAAUAUGCCGACAUCUUCUGCCAGUUCAAUUUCAUCCACCGCCACGAUGAAGCCUUCUCCACUGAGCCACUCAAAAACACCGGCAGAGGCCCUCCGCUGGGCUUCUAUCAUGUGCAGAAUAUUGCUGUGGAAGUUACUAAAUCCUUUGUUGACUACAUCAAGACUCAACCCAUCGUGUUUGAGGUGUUCGGCCACUACCAGAAACAACCGUUUCUUCCUCUCUGUAAAGAUGUCAUCAGUCCACUUCGUCCCUGCAGAAGACAGUUCCCACGAGUGAUGCCCCUGUCCAAACCAGCUGACUCCGACACCUCGCCGGAGCGGGAGAAAUCUCUGGAGAUGAUCCGAUACCUGGUCCCAGAUGUGUUCAAUGGGGCGCUGGUGGACUCGCUGUCAGGCCACGCUCUGUCUGCCGCUGGCUUGGCUGCUUCCUUCUUACUGGAAGCAAACGAGCGAGCUCAGCUGACAGCUCCGCCCAUCUCUAUCUGUUCAGUUAUUAAAGCUCAGAAGCCGGUACCUGCAACCAAGCUGACAGCUAUGACCCGCCCGCAGGCAGGACCCUGCCACUGUAAAUAUGAUCUCAUGGUGUUCUUUGAGAUCUGUGAGCUGGAGGCCAACGGAGACUACAUCCCUGCAGUGGUGGACCACAGAGGAGGAAUGCCUUGCCAUGGCACAUUCCUACUGCAUCAGGGUCUCCAGAGGAGAAUCACUGUCACCAUCGUACAUGAGUCAGGAGGUGACAUGGAGUGGAGGGACAUCCGUGAGCUUGUUGUGGGACGUCUCCGCAACACCCCCGAAGCAGAUGAGACGAUUAUUGACCCAAAUAUCCUCUCUCUCAACAUCUUGUCUGCUGGGUAUGUCAGGCCCAUGCAGGAUGACCGACAGUUUCUUGAUUCGGACAUGCCUAGCAUUUCCCUGGGACGUGACCAUAGGACUUUCUAUCGCUUUGAGGCUGCUUGGGAUAGCUCCAUGCACAACUCCCUGCUACUAAACCGAGUCACUCCUUAUGGGGAGAAGAUCUAUUUGACCCUCUCUGCCUACUUGGAGAUGGAGAACUGCACCCAGCCUGCAGUAAUAACCAAAGAUAUCUGCAUGGUGUUUUAUUCUCGAGACACAAAGCUCUCCGCCUCACGCUCCAUCAGAAACCUCUUUGGUACUGGAAGCCUUAGAGCAGCAGAUGGAAACCGUGUAACUGGAGUUUAUGAGGUCAGCCUAUGUAACCUGGCAGAUGCAGGAAGCCCAGGUAUGCAGAGGAGACGCAGGCGGGUGCUGGACACCUCAGUUGCCUACGUCCGUGGGGAGGAGAACCUGGCCGGGUGGAGGCCCCGCAGCGACAGCCUCAUUCUGGACCACCAGUGGGAGCUGGAGAAACUCAGCCUUCUUCAAGAUGUGGAGAAGACCAAACAUUAUCUCCUGCUGAGGGAAAAAUUGGAGUCAACACUGCUCAUGGGCCAAGAGGCCCUGCUGACCUGUGUCCCUGAGGAGCCGAGUGAGUCUCCUCAGCCCUCUGAGGUCGACCAAGAGGUCAGCUCCUGCAAUGAAAUCACCACUGAGAGGCAGAGAGAGCUCGCCGCCAAGUGUUUGCGGCUGCUCACUCACUCCUUCAACCGAGAAUACAGCCACGUUUGUGUCAGCGCCAGUGAAAGCAAGAUCUCAGAGAUGUCUGUCACAACGCUAAAAGACUCCACUUCAAUCUCUACUCUGAACACGAUCAUACCCUCCACAACAUGCCCUUCACUGGUCGAUGGUUGCUACAGCAAUACUGAACUCAGACCACCUGCGCCUCGCUCUCGUGCAGUCAGCCCCACUCCUGACAAACAACAGGACCAAGAGGCCAAGAAGUCCGUUAAUGGAGCCUCUGACACCAAGCCUCGCAUCCGCAGAUUUUUCCCAGAUAUUCAGGAGAUCAGAGUCAGCCCCAUUGUAUCAAAGAAGGGUUACAUACAUUUCUUGGAGCCCCACACAAACGGUUGGGUGAAGCGCUACGUAGUUGUGCGGCGGCCGUACGUCUACAUCUACAACACAGAGAGAGACACUGUGGAGCGGGCCAUCCUCAAUCUCUCCUCGGCCCAGGUGGAGUACAGUGAGGACCAGCAGGCAAUGCUGAAGACCCCGAACACAUUUGCCGUGUGUACAGAACAUCGUGGAAUCCUGCUUCAAGCCACAAAUGACAAAGAGAUGCACGACUGGCUGUAUGCGUUUAAUCCUCUCCUCGCUGGAACGAUCAGGUCAAAGCUGUCGAGAAGACGAGCUGGACAGAUGAGGAUGUGAAACAAAGACUAACAUGUACAUAGAUCCUUGUCCUGAUCCCUCCCCUUGUGCUGAGCCCUAUCCCCCCUCAAACACACACAGUCACAAACAACCAUGUUCCUCCCGUACAUCCUCAAUUUAUCACUAGUGUCCUCAGCACCUAAAGCGACCAUUUCGUGUCAGGCCUUUGCUGCGGUGUGAGUCUCGUAGUCUGACGAACCUCUUCUGUCACUGUACUGUACCGGAGUUUAAUCUUAGCUGGGUGAACGAAGAAAAGGGAGAAAGUAGCAACAGUUUCUAAUCUCAGAUUACAAAGCGUAUGGUAAUGUACUGUAGUUGUUGUCAGUGACACAUCAAGCCUUAUACAUUUAUUCCUUAAAAAAAAUGCAGUGUCAUUUCUUUUUACCUAAAGCUGCCAUGUCAGUGAGGAUCAAACUGCUACAUUUACAUCAGUAAAUAGACAAACAUGCUGAUUCUUCUCUUCUCUACUCUACAGCUAUAUAUACUGUGUCGAAACUGGUUUGCAUACAGCUAAAAAAUACAUGCAAGUUGAUGAAAAAAAAUGACAGUUGAGUGUAACUCUUAAGAAUAAGCCUCUUUUCUUUGUGGUCCAUGAAUCCUGACUUUGAGUUUUCUGCCUUUUAACCUCUUAGAAACGUUAGCACACACAGCCUGGCAAAGGGAAUGGCAUUCUCAUCAUAGACUUCAUGUUCUCGUGGCAUUUUGACCAUUUCAUGUAGUUUUACGCUACUUGUAGGAGCACCAAAGGUAUCUACUUUCACACACAAUAAGUAAUCAAAUAUCAUCACCCUAAUUCCUGUCAAUUUAAUCUCAAUCUCUACCUGAUUUUUCCUUUAAAAUGUGAUAUAUUUAGAUAUUUAACUGCUUUUAUUAUUUAUUUCUGCAUGUAUUUAUUUACAAAGACGUUUAUAUUUCUAAAAAAAAAAAAAAAAGUAGUACCGUGCAAUUUCUGCACACUGCACUUUUUAAUGAGUUCCAUAAAUGUCUGAAUAACACAACCUAUAGUCCCCUUGUAGUCAAUCUAAUUAUCUAAAAUAUGUAAUGAUUUAUGAUUGGCUACUUUCUUUGUGCUGAAGAUUACUUGAAUAAAACUAUCCUCUUCAGACUAGGAUAGUGAUGCCUAACCAUUGCCCCCGUUAACGUACAUUAUUAGGUAGAGAAAACUAAGGUGGUCUGCACAAAGUUACCUUGUUAAGGGAUCAAAAGUAUCAACUGUUUCAGAAGAAUAAACAGUUUUUCUGAAUGAUAUGUACAUUAAUUAAUGUAGUGCCUCUCUUUUCAGUCAUACUGUACAGUAUGCCGCUGCACCAGUUGCUUUGAAACAACAUCCUUCAUGCUGCUAUAAAACUGUUCUGGAAGUGUCUGCAGAUCAUUUCUCAUCAACUUCCUGCUUUUUUAUCAUCAUCAUCAACAUACUCAGACAAAAAGGUUUAAUUUAUUUCCAUUUGUAAUAUGGCACUCAGCUGUCAUAUUGUACUCCCAUAGCACAUAUACUCAAAAAACAUUAAGAAGCCGUACGUUAACAUAGUGCAGGACUGUCAGAAAGCAAUGAUUAAUAUCUGUAGAGUCAUGCCUUAAAUUGAAAAGAGGAAACCGUGGCCAUUUCAAAGUUCAUAUUGAAAGGCUAUACACCUGUUCUUUAACAAAAAAAUCAAUUCAUUGAUCUAUGAUGAAAAUGGAAGCUGUUUAUUUAUGCAGCAUUUCAUUCAAUUUGACUCUGGGUCUGAAAAUGAGCCAGUAUGUAUAAAGCUUGUGAGAUGUUGUGUUGUAGUUGUGAGUUUGAUGACGGGUGUGCCUCAGGUCAACCAGCCUAGAGAGCAUGCUCAAAGACAGUAGUGAUGUUUUUCUCUCAAACAGGUGCAACAACAACAUCCCUCAGUCUUACACUGUCAUAGAAACACAAGAAAGAAAAAGGUUUUAUUGCAUUCAUUUUAUGUAAUGGCACAGUCAAAUUUAGGAGUAAACUUAAUGUUAUGGAUUUAUUAAUGCUGCAUAUAGCCUGAAAUUGGAAAGUAAAAACAAAACAUGCAGCCAAUUUGUGUACAACUGCCAGUAUUUACCCAAAACAAAUGUCCUUUAGUUUAUUGUCCAGCAGGUUGAAUGAUCAAUAUAUUGAUCAAAGUGUGUCACUGGCUUUCCUGGCAGCGCUGCAGUUGUGUUUUAUCCAGCUAUAGCAUAAUAAUUGAAGGAAUACCCUGUUGUACUGUACAUGACACUGUCUAAGCACUCAUUUCUGUCUCAUUUCCUUUAUAAUGCAGUCGUAAAAAGUAUCAUUGGAUCUCUAUGUUGAGAUUAUUCCUUUUGUUUUCUUUGAGCCUUUAAAUGUGCAUCACAUUUGAGCCAACCAAAGUUUUGUUGGCACAGUCACAAAAAAAGUACACUGAAUGUAACAUUGAUAUUUGAAAAUACUUGUCCUGCUGGAGUGGUUGUGUUGACUUGUCUUCUGGUUUCACAGUCUGGUUCCUUCAUGAUUGUAGGUUAGUGACUAUCAGGGAACCAAAUGGAGUUUAUAAGAUAUAUCUGUAGUAAUCUGUCCGCUGACAUGUAGGGGGAGGAUGGUUCAUUUGGGCCCUGCUAGGCAUUGCAUCUUGCACAGAGUGAUGCUGCCGGUUACAUUUCUCACAAACUUCACUUUCAUUUCAGUAUCUACCUUCACCAUCAUGCGCUGGAGCCUUCACAACAUAUACGUUUUCUAAUCCCUUUGAAGAAAUAUCAUUUACAUUUCUGUGCUUCCACAUGUAAUCUUUUUUUUUUUUUGCACUAUCAAAUUGCACCGGUACUUUUUUUCUCUGGCUGAAAUUAUUUUGCAUUGUAUAUAAACAUGAUUGCUGUGAACAGUGUAUUAUAAAGUUGCACCCAUUUACAAAGUCUUAAAUGGGCAGUAGUUCAGUCGGUGUCUCUGAGUGUUGGAGUUUAGCGUCAAAUGUUUGUGUACACUAAACACAUUGUCAUAUAAGAAAUAAACCAUGAGAUUAUGCAACACAAACAA
Molecule: messenger RNA, 9038 nt
Organism: Labrus mixtus (cuckoo wrasse)
Lineage: Eukaryota; Metazoa; Chordata; Actinopteri; Labriformes; Labridae
Gene: kif1aa
Product: kinesin family member 1Aa
Exons: 52
Coding region: 341-6049 (1902 amino acids)
Biological process (GO): microtubule-based movement
Molecular function (GO): ATP binding; microtubule binding; microtubule motor activity
Source: RefSeq, a predicted model, not a curated record